Rhinichthys klamathensis goyatoka is the source of this 11054-nucleotide messenger RNA. It is a transcript of the gene wnk1b, whose product is annotated as WNK lysine deficient protein kinase 1b. The record is from RefSeq and is a predicted model, not a curated record. The transcript has 31 exons. Bases 1077 to 8237 code for a protein of 2386 amino acids. Gene Ontology annotation, biological process: positive regulation of potassium ion import across plasma membrane; intracellular signal transduction; protein phosphorylation. Lineage: Eukaryota; Metazoa; Chordata; Actinopteri; Cypriniformes; Leuciscidae. Gene Ontology annotation, molecular function: chloride channel inhibitor activity; potassium channel inhibitor activity; ATP binding. Gene Ontology annotation, cellular component: cytosol; cytoplasm.
UCUCUGCUGUCAGUAUUCAGUGGGAGGGUAAGUUAGACAGCAGCAGCCUCGAAGCUAAAACCAACGUGACAGACUGGAGUCCUAAUAACACCACCCGAACCAAGAGCAGCAGCUACAGAAACCCUGAUACUGUAUAUGGAGACUACCAGUUGUCAUUUGUCGACUGCUGCAUAAGGAUAGCGAUUCAACCGGCUCGACAGCAGCGAACGCAAACCGCAGUGGAUGUUGUUGCAUUGUUCAAGUGAAAGGAAGAAAAUCGUUGGUUUGCAGCGGAUCCGCGUGCAGUCGACCGGAACCGGACUCAGUUUGUGAUUUGUCAUGAUGUUUUAUCAUGGGAUACAUCGUUACGCUGGAUACCGAUUUCAUUAGAGUAAUUGCAUCGCGUUGGAUUCAACAGCCCCGUGUUGAACUUGGCCUGUCGAGCAAACAGUACGAUGAACGCGUAGCUGUGCUAAAUCUAUGGAAUUUAUAUUUUCAUGACCAUUCGGUUUUAUAGCCUGGAUUCUUUUUGUCUCUAUUAUAAUUAUUUGGCUAUUGCCGCUCUUAAAUUAUUCGCUCGGCCAACUGCAGCUGUCGCUUUGUCUACAUCAGAGGGGAAUGGAUAUGACGAUACGAAAGUAAAUCUGGACCUGGUUUUUGGUUUCGAAGCCAGGUUUCCUGCACUCUAAAGGUCUGAAGAACAUCAAGGCUCUUGCCCUUUUCCCUCUUGUGGUCCCUUAUGCCCAAUGACGGCUGUCUCCGGGUCACUGCAGGAUGGAUGAAGUGGAUUUGACAGUUUUUGUCUGUCACCAUCAGUGCUUGCCUCUCAGUGACUGUGUCUUGUUCUUUUACGUUUAUAAAAGAACACCUCCUCUCUUGGGCUCUGGCCCUUUACACUGUAAGAGUAACUGUUAGUAAGGAAUACCUCACGGAGGGGGCCUUCCUGCAAACUCUGUGGUUCACGUGAGCUUUUUUUUUCCAUAGGCUUUUUGUGCACAGUCAAAGCAGGAAGAGGACAUUUUUGCAAAAGUCAAGGUUUACAAGUUUUUUCAUAAUAAUUUAUUUAUACAUUUAAGAUUUUUUUUUUUCCUGGAGAGAUGUCGUCAGAAAAUCCUAACAAGGUGGUGACCUUCUUGGCACCUCCACCUCCAAAGAAUGUGAAUGGCUCCGGUUCGGACUCACUGGUGGGUGAGAAGCUAGACACGGAGGUCAGAAAGCGACGCCACACCAUGGAUAAAGAUCUGAAGACGGCUGAGCACAGAUUUUUUAGGCGUAGCGUCAUCUGUGACUCCAAUGCUACAGCCCUCGACUUGCCCAGCAAAGCCUGCACCUCGCAUCCAGACUGCGAGCAGUUUGUCGUGCCUGUGGUGCUUAGUUUGGCCCCUGAUGUAACCAUUGACACACAAUCGGGUGUUUCGGGUAUAGUAGUGGAAGAACAUGCAGAGGAUGGAAGAGGCGCUGGGGUUGAUGGGAUUGUAGAGGUACAGAGCCCAUCUGUGCUGGAUGUGGGUGCGAGGCAGGCUGAGGCCCUUGGGACGGCGGAGACGGUGCCCAGCGACGUGGGCGACAAGGAGCAGGAGAUCGGAGUAACAGACAAACGUGAGGAGGAAGAGAGAGGUGUGGCGAAGGCCCGUGCUGAAGCUGAGCAGAGGGAGGCUGAGAAAAAGGUUCAGGAUGACAUAGAAGAAGUGGAGACCAAAGCUGUGGGCACCUCACCCGAUGGCCGUUUCCUCAAAUUUGAUAUCGAGAUUGGACGUGGCUCAUUCAAAACUGUCUACAAGGGCUUGGACACGGAGACAACGGUGGAGGUAGCGUGGUGUGAACUUCAGGAUCGGAAGCUGUCAAAAUCUGAGCGGCAGCGCUUCAAGGAAGAGGCCGGCAUGUUGAAGGGCCUGCAACACCCAAACAUUGUGCGUUUUUACGACUCAUGGGAGUCGCCUUCCAAAGGCCGCAAGUGCAUUGUGCUGGUGACGGAGCUCAUGACGUCAGGAACCCUAAAAACGUAUCUGAAGCGCUUCAAGGUGAUGAAGAUAAAGGUGUUGCGGAGCUGGUGCCGACAAAUCCUCAAGGGCCUGCACUUCCUCCACACCAGAGCUCCUCCCAUCAUUCACCGGGACCUUAAGUGUGACAACAUCUUCAUCACCGGACCCACCGGCUCCGUUAAGAUCGGCGAUCUGGGUUUGGCCACCCUCAAGCGCUCUUCAUUCGCUAAAAGUGUCAUAGGUACCCCUGAGUUCAUGGCGCCUGAGAUGUACGAGGAAAAAUACGACGAGUUGGUGGAUGUGUACGCCUUUGGAAUGUGCAUGCUGGAGAUGGCAACCUCUGAGUACCCGUACUCCGAGUGUCAGAACCCCGCUCAAAUCUAUCGCAGAGUCACCAGUGGAGUUAAACCUGGCAGUUUCGACAAAGUAGCCAUUCCAGAGGUGAAAGAGAUCAUUGAGGGAUGUAUUCAGCAAAACAAAGAUGAAAGAUACGCCAUCAAGGACCUUUUGAACCAUGCCUUCUUCCAGGAGGAGACUGGGGUGCGGGUGGAGCUGGCUGAGGAAGAUGAUGGGGAGAUGAUCGCCAUCAAGCUCUGGUUGCGCAUUGAAGAUGUCAAGAAACUGAAAGGCAAAUACAAAGACAAUGAAGCCAUUGAGUUCUCUUUCGACCUCCAUCGAGAUGUCCCAGAAGAUGUGGCUCAGGAAAUGGUUGAGUCGGGCUAUGUUUGCGAGGGUGACCACAAAACCAUGGCGAAGGCCAUCAGGGACCGUGUGUCUCUGAUCUGCCGCAAACGAGAGCAACGGCAGCAGGUGCGAGCAGAGCAAGAGAAACGCAAGCAAGAGGAAGAGCAGAAGCAGUUGUCCAGCGAGUCGUUGAAGAACGUGGUCGGCCCUCAAGGAACUCAAGGUUCUGCGCAGAGUCAGUGCGGUUCCCAGCCUCCAACUCCUGGCUUUGUCCAGCCCGAGUGUGAGGAGCCCGAUGCAGACCAGCAGCUUCAGUACAUGCAAAGUGGAAUGACCUCGGCUGACGUGACGCUUGAGAGUGGUCAGGGUUCAUCUGUGUUCUCAGAACCUCACCUCAGCCAGCUAAGCAUGUCGUUUAGUUCUCCUGCAACGUCGCAACAGCAGCAGGUGCCUGGACAGGGCGCCUACCCUCCCAGCUCUCAAGCUCCCCAACAGCACACCGGAUACCCCCAGCAGCCCAUGCCACAAUCAGUGAGUCAGCCGUACGGUGGAGGAGGCUCAGGUCUGGUCGAGCCCCCGCUCUUUUUCCCCACCAUCCCGGAACGGCCCGUCUCAUUCUCCCCUCCGCCAUCUUGCACGCCUAAAGCUUUUAAUGUCCAGAGACGCAAGAGCACCUCCAUCCUAGAGGCCCACACUCGUCACUUCCAGCCCGCCUUCCACCGUAGCUACGGCAGCAGCCUGCACCCGUUCUCUGGCGUGGAGGCCCUUGGUGUCGGCGUCGAACCCGCCCUGUUCAUGAUGCCCGGGAUAGCAGCUCAAAGAUUGGCUGAGCCACUCCACUUACAGCCCCCAGCGGAGUCGCUAUAUGGAUAUAAGGAUAUGAGGGCUGAGCAAGAGGAAACUGUACGCAGACUCAGCCUCAACCAGGCUGCAUUAAUGGACCAUCUUGAAGCCAUGGCCUACGGUGGCUACCCUAUGACUGCACAUCAGAUAAGCCAGAUCACCUUCCAUCAGCAAAUGCAAGCUGCUGCCGCCAGCUUGGCAUAUGAGACUCAGUCACAGCCUGGGACAGCUUACCUACACCCUCAUGUCCAAAGCCACAUGCGCUUAACCCACAGCCCUAUUCCGCAACUACCUACCAUGAGUGUGUCUAGCUCCGCCUCUGCGCCCCAGCAAACCGCACCUGCAGAUCCAGGCUAUCAGCCCCACUCGUUUCCCCAUUCCGCACCACCUGUGCUGGCUCAUGCAUCCGAGCCGAGCACCACCUUUGAAUUCCAAAUGCACAACCUACAGGCUGACCCAGCAAUGUUGGCAUCAAGACUCUACCGAGCCCGUAGGGGCUCCAUGGACCUUAACCUGGAGGAAGCGGCUGGAAACCCGGGAUUGUGCAGUCGAUUGCAGCCCGUCACUGAAGAACUGUACAGCUAUGUGAGCCCGGAGCUGCCCCUUCCUCCAGGCAGCCUGCUUCUCCAUGGACCUAAAGAGCUCAGUCCUGAGCCUUCAAGCGACUCCAUGACCUCCUCCGAUGCUGGGGAGUUCUACUCGCCUCCGCCUCAUCAAUUGUACCAACCCCAAGACUGUUCUGCUGCUCAAUCCAUCCCACAAACUUCUUACUACAAAACAGAUGGAGGGAGCAAUGUCAGCGACGGACACCCACCCAGUCAACCGAUGUUUCUAUUUGUUCCACCCUCUGAAGCGUCCGCUGUUCCAUCUUCACACAUCAGUGCUCUGCACAGUACCUGGGCUCGUCAACCAUCUCUUCCACUGGACAUCACAUACCACGAGCCUGCCUUGUCCCAUCAGGGAGCUACCUUGGUGCAGGUCCCCAUCUCUCAGUCUACAAAUGCCAUGUCUAUGGUUUCCUGCAGCACCCCAACAGCCGCCUCUGCUUCUCAACAGUAUGGAGUUUACUACGUCCAAGCACUCCCUACGCAGGCUGCUGUUCCGCAACAGGGCUCUCUGGUGCUGACAUCCCAACCGGGUGUCUCGCUACCCCAACAGCCUCCCAGCAGUGUAGUUCAGAGCGGCUCUCAGACGCAGGUCCAGCCCGGCCCCCAGCCCACACAGACAUCGCAUAGCACCUCUCAGACUUUGACAACCGAGCUGUCACAACUCCAAACUCCUGCUGUGGAGAGCUGUCAUUCUGAUGUGGCAUCUGGGCUCAGUGAUGGCAAUGAAGGCGUAACGGGUGGCAGGCAUGAGGGUCGUUCUGCCAAACGUCACCAGCGCAGAUCAGUUCGCAGCCGUUCACGCCAUGAAAAGACCUCUAAGGCCAAGCUCAAUGUACUUAAUAUCUCCAGCAUGGGCGAUAGAGUUGCAGAGUGUCAAUUAGAAACGCACAACAGGAAAAUGGUGACUUUCAAGUUUGAUCUUGAUGGUGAUAACCCAGAGGAAAUUGCACAGAUAAUGGUACAAAGUGAGUUCAUUCUAGAGACUGAGCGUGAGUCCUUCAUUGAUCAGAUCCGAGAGGUCAUAGAAACAGCCGAUGAGAAAGGUGUUGAGAGGGAGCGCAGCCAGAUGGUCAGUGAUCACGAGCAGCAUAAGCCCACCACAUCAGUGCCACAAGGUGUGGCGCCUAGUUCAGCCGCCCAGGUGGUGCACUCCGCAGGCCGCAGGUUUAUCGUCAGUCCAGUGCCUGAAUCUAGACUGAAGGAUCAGUUCUUUAGUGCACCCCCACCCACAAUCCCUCUUCGGGAAGAACCUUUAUCCUCUGUGUCAGUUGCAGUGCCUGUCUUGGGGCUUUCUGUGUCUGCGUCUGCAGUCAGUCUGCAGCAGGCAUUCUCUGAGAUGCGGCAAGGCCGGUUCGACCCGGGUCCCAGCACUGCGCCACCAAUGCUCCAUGUCUCCAUGCCCCCUCUGGUUCCUGCCGCAACACCCUUGCCCUCUAGCACCGCCCCUGUUGUCCCUCCCCCAGUUUCUUCUGAAGUGACCGCUUCACCAUCUCUACCCUCUGUCUCCUUAAACCCUCCAGGGUCAUCGUCUCCUCCUCCUACCCUUCCCACCUCUGCAGUCACUUCCCCUCCAUCCCAUUCACAAAUCCCCCUGCCUCAAAGUCAGGUUGUACCUGCCAUCAUCAGUGUUAUUUCCACCCCUUCCUCUCUGCCAAUGCCACCUGUGCCUGCCGCCACACCAUUCCCCCAGACCUCAGUCUCUAUGCCUGUACCUGCUAGCACUGCUGCCCCACUCACUCACCCUGCGGCUCCUAUGGGAUGUGGUAGUGGCGAACAGCCAUCCAUCCCCUCGACUUCAGCUCAGCUCACACCAGCCGCCAUCCCAACGCCGCAGCUCGCACCGUCCACCAUCCCCGACACUGUUACUCCCAUCUCUGGAGCUCUGACACCCGUGCACAGCCAGCCUCAGACCUCCACUGUGGCCAAUCAGAGUCACGCACAAUGUGUGGAAUGUGACAGUGACCCGCAGGGAAAAGGCGUCGAUGACAUCCAGGCUUUGGAUAAGAAGCUGCGGUCACUCUUCAUGGACCUGGGCUCUGGUCUGCCCUCUGCCCAAUCUGAUGUCACAUCUGACCCCAUGGCUGCCCCAAGUGUUCCUGGCACCUCCUCUCCAACUGCCUGCUCCACCCCAAGUGGCACCCCUCUCCCUCCCUCUAGUUUACCCCUCAACUCCUCCGGUCAGCCCACGGGCUCUCCAAUGACCUCCAUGGGCAAUGGCUCCACCCCAGUCGGCUACAGUCAGACGACUCCAUCCAAAGCGCCGCUAUCAAGACUACCGGUGUUGCCUGUCGGCCCAGAUCAGGCUGGCACGCCGCCCACAGAGCACCUACCACCCUUCCCAGGACCUUGUUUAACUCAGUCCCAGCAGCCCCUGGAGGAUCUAGAUGCCCAGCUGAGACGGGCACUGAGUCCAGAGACCGUCCCAAUCAGCAAUGUCACGCACCAGUCAUCUCUUACUGGGAUGCCAGCUGGAGGACAGCCAGUUCCGUUUUCUCUGGAUGAUGAGCAAGCAGCUGCACCUACAGUAGGAGGUUACAAACUGGGACGAUUCCAGGUGUCAGUGACUCCUGAUGAGAACGCCUCGCAAGCUCACACAGGCUCCUUUGACUCAUCCUCCACGUCGUCUUCCUCCACCACCUCCUCCUCUUCAUCUUCAUCCUCCCCUCUCUCUAGCCCCGAAAACACACUGCACCGUACCUCCUCUCCCCUCAGAGACACGAGAACAGAUGUUGUCGACGGCCUCCCUGCUCUUCCCAACCGGAUGGCAACCCACCCUCAGCCCACCACCAUUGGCCGUUUCCAGGUCACCACCAAAACGGACACAAAGGUGGGGCGUUUCUCAGUGAGCAGCGCACAGGACGAGGCCCUAGCAGCUAGCUUACAACCCCCAGAACCCCAGCCAGCACCUCAAGCCCAUCCAGCCGUGGGCAACGGUCCAGCCCAGAGUCCCGGGAGCCUCAACAACUCUGUCAGCUCCUACUUCAGCAGCGACAAUGACUCUGAGUUUGAAGAUGAUGAUUUUAAGAGAGAAGUCAGCAAGCUGAGGGAGAAGCACAUGAUAGAGAGUCAGGCCCUGUACACUCGGCAGAAGGCAGAGAUUGAUUCCCUUUUUGCCCGAUUGGGCAAAGUUCCACCCGCCAUGGUCAACCCACCCUUGGUGAACCCAGCUGGCCGUAGACGGCGUCCCACCAAGAGCAAAAGCAGCAAAUCCAGCCGCGGUAGCUCCCAGGGCAGCAAGAGUCCUGUACAGCCAGCAACCAGCACUUUAUCAGCGCAGAGUGCUCCCUCCGUGUACCCUCCCCAUCAGGCCUUCCUGGGCCCUGGGGGGAUGAUAGAUGGGGGGAGUAGCCCUCUGCUCCAAUCCUACAAGCCCUCCCCCUCUAAUGAGAACCUGUGCUCCGUGUACACCAGUGACGCCACGCUCUCUGCGCCCAGUCUGUGUGUCACCUCGCAAGGCUGUGUAAAGUUCAGCUGUGGGUCGGAGAGAGUGACCUUCAAACCAGGUGGCAGGAGGACGCGUUUUCUGAGUACGCCCUGCUUGGCUCUUUGGAAGAUGGUGAAAAAAGUGUGCCCCUGCAACCAACUCUGUAGGACGAGCAGCACCAACACGGUGGUGGGAACUGGUCAGAAUCAAAACCAACCGCCCGUCUCUCAGUCCCAGAGCUGCAAGGGCAUGUUCACAGACGAGCUGCACAAAUUGGUGGACAACUGGGCCAGGGAUGCUAUGAACCUGUCGCAGGGCAAGAGAGGCUCCAAGCACCAACAACAAGUGUCGCCUCAGGGUCACAGCUACGACAUGGUCCCCCCUGCAAACAUGGGCCGUAAGUACUCGGCUCCGGGCCAGCUGUGCCCAAGCAUCGCUUCAACUUUGAGUGGCCACUCGGCCAUGCCCAACACUCCCGCUACCUCUCUGGGGACCCGGAAGGGCUCCUUGUGUCCCACGCCACAGUACACCUACCCCUCCGCUCCUUACAGCGCCCAGUGGGCUGGCUCUGCCACGCACACCCAGGCGGGUCUGCUGGCCACCUCACAACCCCUGGGCCAAUAUCCCCAGGUGCCCGCUCCUUUACAGACCUUCCACAUUAGCACUUUGCAGAAGUCAGUCAGCCACCCGGGUGGACCCAACCUGAAGACCACGUAGGGCAGGGCCUAGCCGCGCCAGGCCUAAAUAACUCUCGAGUUGGAGGUGGGGGCAGUCAGAGGCGAGGGGGGCGGACUGAAAGUUGACUAAAGCAAGUAUUUGAUUGCAUUGCAGAGAUUCUGUCAUAAGAGUUUCCUUUGUGUAAUUGAAAAGGAUAGACACCAGAAUCGUCCUGCAUGCUCACCGAUACGCCACAGGGAUGAUGCACAACGACCCAAGGGAUAUGAGAAGACGAAAAUAAAACAAUGGACACUUUGAAUACAAUGUUACGUGGCCAAAGAAGGUGUGACCAUUUUUAUCGUUAAGGUGUGUACAUCCUUCACCACCCAGCCCCAAACAUUUGUUAAGGGGCUUGACUUGUGUUUAGAGGUUUGCUGACCUAAGAUGAAAUGAAUGCCACCUCCACCCAUGCCAGAAUCCAGCUAUCUGUAUAUCCUCUUGAUAAAUUCAUACAUCAAGCAUAUCACAAAACAGAGCUCGGGUGGGUGCUGGUGAGCGAACCUAGUGUCCUUGUUCCCCUCUUGCCCUAAACCCUCUGCUGCAAUGCCAUGGAAUAAUGCAAUAAUUACAAUGGUAGAAAAAAGCCCAUUUUAAAACACAGGAAGUGGCCUUCAUUAGAAAAAAAAAGAAAAAAAUGUACAGAUAUCCUUUGUUUUUAAAUUGGGUUAUUAGGGUUUUGAUUCCAUUUGCUUGCUUGGUCAGUUGGGUUUUUUUUUUUUCCCUAUGCCCUUCAAGCCGGCCUUGUGUAGCAGAAUGUUAGGGACUUUUUUUUGUCACAUGUUCAGAGGCCUUUCAUCUGCCCCCAAGGUUUGUACUACCAAGCUCCUACAGCUCCCAGCAUGCUUUGCAGCACAUUCACACACUUACAAUCCUCUUACGGUUUUCUCAUUGGGCCACACCACAAGGUGACGUGUAAUAUAUUGGAUACAAUCAGUUGGAUUGGGGUUUGGAUACGAAACUAGGGGUUGCGGGACGGUGAAAUAACACACGUUCUGCCAUGGAGGCCCGUGAAGCUUUAAAUCUAUGACUAAUGUAACAGCUUUUUCUAAUCAUGGCAGCAUUAGGGGCCUCUUACGAUAGUUUGAUCGAGACAUUCAAAUAAGAAGUCGUGUUCUGUAUGGACCUGUAUUUACUCAUCAGUUUUUGAUGUUAAAACACUGUGAUUAUUAUAAAUGUUGUUGGACAACAUUAGCUAAAAAGAAAAGUAGACAAAAAAAACAUGAAAUUUUGGAGGGUUUUGGAUAUUAGCAUUCAUGAGAUGUAAGGCUAGCUAUUUAAUUUUUCACAUCUUAUUGGAGACACUUUAACCCUUUUCCCCUUUCUACUUUCUUUAUAUUAUUAGAUAAAUGUGAAUGUAAAAUGGAUUCAAUUAAUGUACUUGAAGAAACAAAUCUUUCCCUUUUUCCCUAUGCCCAGUGAGCUUUCUGAAGAUUCUAGUGCCUUCCGUUAUUUUUUUUAUUUAUUUUUUUUGCUUCAGGGUUUGAUAGAUAAGGCAGCGGAGAGUCUCAAGCAUUGCGCUUGGUUGGAGUGCUGGUCUUUGGACUUCACAGAGGGUGAAUAUUAAUAUAUUGCGUAAACGAGGUGUCGUUUUGAAUUGGCUACGUCUGAACCCAUUUGUUGGCACAGUCCUAGCCUUUAGGCAGAGUUGCAAAAAGCUUCUUAUAGAAAGUGUACAAAUACAUGAUCCAGCCAUUAUAUCACAUUCAAAGGCUGUGAAAGUACUUGAGGGUUGAGUUUUUUAGAAACUUUGAUCGGUCUAAGUAUGCAAACGUAAGUGUGCCUAUCAUCAUUGCACCCUACCUAGCAUAACCACGUGUCUUUAUUUUACAGAUGGAUUCUCAUGAGCAGCUCUUGUGAAGGUGAGGGAUCGGCUCAGAUAGAAACGCAGGAUGAGGGAAGUUAGUAGGCAUGGGACAGUAUGUUGUAAGUAUUUCAGAACCUCCAAUAGCUUAGAUGUUUUUGCAGAACUGCUUAACUGGUUUUGACACCAUCCAGUGUCAAACCCUCUCCGGUGAGUGUAGACAGGCACGUUUUACUCAUUUAGCAACAGAUGUGACAGCAAGUGUAACUUCACGAGUGAGAAAAGGACCAGAAAGAUGAGAAAAGACAGUUAGCAACCCUCACCGACACAAGAGCCAAAGCAGCACUGUUGAAGAGUAAUUCUCGCUGAUUUCUCAUCAAACCUCUUCUUUUUAACUCGCACUGCCCAUAUAAGUUCUCAUGUCACUGUACUCAUGGCAACGGUCUUCGGUUUUAUGGCAGAUCAGUAGCUUAUUUUGGGGGAUCUCUCUCUCUCUCUUUGUAGCAGUCGGUCAAAUCACUCUUGUAAAUGCUUUGGUUUAUUCUAAAUACUAUUAACUGCAUUAGACCUGCAACGUCAGACUACUUUUUAGUUUCACGUUUUGCACGUUCGACUGUGCAGAUGAAAAGAGAACAGUCCUGAUUCACCAGAAACAAGAGCAUUUUAUUUGGGGUACAAAGCAUAGUGGAGAUGCUCUCAUCACCUUAACUACUGAAAGGACUUAGAUUACAACUGGUUACAUACUGCUUAAUGUGCUUUCUGUGAAACGUGUGGCACAGGAACGUAACUUUAGGUCAACUGUACAGUGUAGAUUCUCAACUGGCUCUCUAUAUUUAAAAUACGAUUGUUUUACCUUUUGCUUUGUACACAACGCUUUACCUGUAGACAGCUCGUUUUUACCCACUUUACGUCGUUCGGUUCGUUCAAACUGUGAACACAUCAAAAGGUCUUUAACAAAGAGGUCCCACCUGCUCAGUGUUCAGACUAAUGAAAUCUGUAAUACUACCUUCUGAGUG